Messenger RNA from Gasterosteus aculeatus aculeatus (three-spined stickleback), 857 nucleotides. Its product is annotated as galactose-specific lectin nattectin-like. Lineage: Eukaryota; Metazoa; Chordata; Actinopteri; Perciformes; Gasterosteidae. The record is from RefSeq and is a predicted model, not a curated record.
GCAGGGAUACCUCCUCAUCAUCACUGCAGCACUUAGCUGACACCUGAAUCAUUCCACCUCACAUCUACCCGACAGAAAGUUCAAUCGCUUAUCACCAUGAAGACUCUCCUGGUCCUCUCCUGUCUCCUCUGUGCUUCAUUUGCAGCUCCAGCUGAAGACAAAGGGAAGUCCCCAGAUGGAACAGUGCAACAGAAAAUGGCCAUACCUGAGAUGGGGGAGAAGAUGGUGAAAGAUGGGGAAGUAUCUGUGCCAGAAGAUUCGGUCCCUGUUCCAAGAGAUGCACCUGUGUCCGAGGAGGAAGCAGCACCUGAAUUUCGUUUCGACUCCUGUCCCGCAGGCUGGUUCAGCCACGGCUCUCGCUGCUUCACCCACGUCAGAAGCUCCAUGAGCUGGUACGACGCUGAGGAGCACUGCAACAGCAUGGGUGCCCAAUUGGCCUCGGCCACCAACCCCAAAGAGUACAGAUUCCUCCAGCAGUUGACACAGGCAGCCGGUUACAACACAGCAUGGCUGGGAGGUUUCAACCUGCAGGGCCGGUGGAUGUGGAUCGACCGUGAGGGUUUCUAUUACUUAAACUGGUACAAUCUGUCACCCCCCAGCAGCCGCGCCUGUGUCAACCUGCACAUCUCCGUUGGUUGGAGUAACAACGUGUGUGGCACUAGUUCUUCCUUCAUCUGCUCCAAGAAUGCUUUUGGCUGCUAAGAUACGUUCAAAUCAUCUGAAUCCUCCGAACGGAAGAGCCUCUGCAUUCAUACUGUCUGAAGACGACUCUUGAUUGUGGUUGAGUGUCUUAUUGAAUUGUUGAUUAACACAGCUGGUUCUUUUUCCAUAAUAAAGACUUGUGAGGAGGAAAUAAA